Messenger RNA from Pocillopora damicornis (cauliflower coral), 2588 nucleotides. Its product is annotated as venom phosphodiesterase. NCBI's taxonomy places the organism in Eukaryota, Metazoa, Cnidaria, Anthozoa, Scleractinia, Pocilloporidae. The record is from RefSeq and is a predicted model, not a curated record. Gene Ontology annotation, molecular function: hydrolase activity; nucleic acid binding; metal ion binding.
UUGUUGCUUUUCAGGAAAAGAAGUACUUUGGCUUGAGCAAAAGACGAUUGGCUUUAGUUGCGGGAGCAAUUUUAGUCAUUUUGUUAAUAAUUAUAUUACUCGUGGUGUUUCUCGUUAAAGUACGCUCAAAGAAAUCCAAAGUCAGCAAAUCACCUAUAGGAGGACAGGAGGAAUGCUCAUCAGAUCCCCUGAUUAUUAUCUCAAUGGAUGGAUUUCGACCAGACUUUCUUGGGAGAAAUCUAACCCCUAACAUCGAUUAUCUUGCUAGCAAUGGAGUUCGAGCAAAAUUCCUCCUUCCUCAAUUUCCCACAAAGACCUUUCCUAACCACUAUUCCAUGAUAACGGGUCUUUUUCCCUCGCAUACUGGUAUUGUGGCUAACAAUUUCAGAGACGAAAAACUAAAUGACAACUUCAGAAUUGGAGGACCGACGACAUCUGAUCCCAAAUGGUGGAAAGGCGAACCAUUGUGGGUGACCGCCAUUAAGCAAGGUCUUGUGUCUACGUGUUACUUCUGGGUCGGGUCUGACGUUCCUAUUGAAGGAAUAUUACCCAACUUCACAUAUGCCUACAAUCAGCGGCCCUCGUUCAUAACUCUGUAUUUCCAUCAACCUGAUUACAUUGAGCAUCGCGCAGGACCAAACUCAGAGAAGACCAAUGCGCAGUACAAAAGAGUGGACGAUAUGAUUGGAAGACUGUGGAAGGGACUAAAGGAUCGAUCCAUGCAGGACAAAGUAAACAUGGUCCUUGUUGGAGAUCACGGUAUCGCUCCAAAAAGUUGCCAGCGAAUCGUUUAUACAGACGCAUACAAUGUAACUCUCGAUGAUGUAUAUUCCCCUCAGUGGUACGGAGGGGCAUUCAUAACAAUGAAUCCGAAACCGGGAGUUUCAGCGGAAGAAAUUGUGGCUCGUUUACAAUGUAAGAAUCCACACUUUCGCGUGUUUUUAAAAGAGAACCUUCCCAAGCGACUUCACUACUCUGAUAACAGGAGGAUUGGACGAAUUAUCCUGAUUCCGGAAGACGGCUGGCUGGUAGGAUUCAAUUCCACUAGUGGGAUCUGGUUCUGUGAUGGUGGAGAUCAUGGUUACGACAACAUAGAUCCUAACAUGCGGACUCUAUUCGUAGCUCAUGGUCCCGCUUUCAAGAAAGGAGAAGUAGUAGAUCAUUUCCUCAGUACGGAACUUUACGGCAUGAUGGCAGAUAUACUCGGGCUCAAGCCAGCCCCGAACGAUGGAACACCUGGUAGCUUGCGGCAUCUACUGGAUCCAAGUGUCGAUAUUGAUGUCCUUGAGACUGAGUCCGACGGAAAGUUAAUGAGAACUGACAUCUGCCGAAAACCUGCAGGUUUUGACAACUGCAGUCAGUGCAUUUGUAAAUUUUGUGAUAAAAGAGCAGAAGUUAUUCUAAGUGACAAGAAGCUAGACAUGUCAGACCAAGAGAUAUCUGAAUUUCAGGCGACACACCUCCCGUGGGGAGUACCUGAGGGUGGAGCUGGUCGAGAGGGUUGUAUUCUAGCGCAGAAGGGUUUUGUGACAGGCUAUAGCACUUCUCUACGUUUACCUUUAUGGGUGGCCUAUAGACUUGAUGGAGAGAAAGCCUCACAGUCAGGAACCCGAAGAGAUUGUUUCCGAAAAGAUACUCGCCUUACCGAUUCUCAGGCCUCGCUCUGCAAACACUACAAGUAUUCGGGUGUUGACCGCGGACACAUGGCGCCGAAUGGUGACUUUGACUCUUCUAAUGAAAAUGAUGAGGCAUGGAUGGAUACAUAUCUUUUAUCUAACAUAGCACCACAAUACCAUGGAUUCAACGCAGGUAUUUGGUUGAAGGCUGAAGAUAUGGUCCGGGAUCUUGCAGCAAACUAUUCACAUGUUUACGUCAUAAGUGGUUCAAUAUUCGACGAGAAUGCCGAUGGACUCCGAGAUGAAGAUGAGAGCAUAACAAGGUGGCUCAAAAAUGACACCAGUUCAGUGGCCAUACCUACUCAUUACUAUAAAAUUAUCAUGCGGUGUGACACCAGUAAGAAGCCGUAUUACAAAGUGCCCGGAUGUGAAGGAAGACUUGACGUCAUUUCUUUUGUAUUACCUCACUUGCCCAAGCUUCCCUGUUUCAAGUAUGAAUCGUCUUCCAAGUAUCUUCUUGAAAAUACGGCUAGAGUUCGUGACAUCGAACUUUUGACAGGAAUCAAGUUUUUCAGCGGAUUACCACCGGCGGAACAGGCGCGACUCAAAACUAUUUCACCGGUCAAAUUGUGGCCCUGAGCAAUUAAGUUGGAUGGAAGAAGUUUGAAGACCAUUCUAUUCUACUCUUAAAACACUACUCAAAUGAUUAAAUAACAUGGAGAGAACUUUGAAAAUUGAACAAUGAAGGAAAAUUAUGAUCUAAGUGUGGUUAUCCUUUAGAAAGCGCAAGCUUGCCAAGUACAAAAUCCACAGUGGUAUUUUUCCAUCCAAAGCUUUCCUUGGUACCGUUGGUUGUCAGGAGUUGUCCUCACACAUAAAAUGUAGAGGACGUAAUUUUGCCUGACUUUGAAGUUCAUUGAAACCACACUCCCAUAAUUAGUGGAAAACUUCUCUAGAGUAUAAUAAAAUAAA